GAAAACCUGAUGACUUGAAAUAAUUGUAAUUGAAAACCUGAUGCUAGUUCUACGUUUGGAGAGAUCUUUUUUAGCACUUAAGGUUCUCAGACUGAUCUUAAAAUGUUUUCCCAGUUGUGUUAAGAAUAUGAAUGUUUUAAAGAACUUCAACAUAAAAUCAAAGCAGACAUCAAUGAAGUGUGGCAAAUCAUGACAUCUGCUUUAAAUGUCCACUACCAUCCAUUCUGUUUUAAACAAGUUUACUUGCUUUAGACAAACUUAAGGAUUAAAAUAACCAAUAAAGGAUUAGACAGAUUUAGGCUAAGCUAUUUAAAGACAAAGCAAUGUUAAUUAAACUGACCUAAGUAAUUCAGAUUAACGAUGCUUCAGACACUAAAUGGAGAAAAAGAUGACAGAAGUCUGGCCAGAGACAAGAACCAUUUAAACAGCAGGUGACAUCUUGAUUAUUGCCCUCUACGCACUUCAAAUCAAGGCACAAUGAAAUACAGUUCACACGCACUGUAUCUAGCAUUAAACACAUCGAACCAGCUCCCUAGAAUCACGUCAAGAAAGUGAUGUUUUUGAUGUCUUGAGUUGAAAAGAUAGUUAUCUGGCAGGCCUGUGAGCAGAUUUGAUGAUCAUCCUCUACUGGGAGAGGGAAGAACAUGUCCAAAGCCAGGGUGGGUGGCACGGAGGAGGCAAGCCCCGAAAACGCCGAGAGGAAGGGCUCCGGUCGCCCCCGGGCCGGUGGGGAGAAUGUGUUUAUUGGUCAAUCCAAAAUCUACAGCUACCUGAAUCCUAACAAAACUCCUGGUGCUCGUUCUCCACUUCAAGAGGAAAACUCUGUCAUGUAUCACGAGGUGAAAUGUCAGGGCAAAACACUAAACGAAACCUACAGGAAAGGAGAUGAAAAAAGGAAUGGUGGCAAUGUAAUUGAAGGUGCUAUGAAACCAGAAGACCAGAAGGAUAAAGAAAGUGGGUGCAAUACAUUGGUGUCCUCCUCUGAUAAAAACCAAGAAACUGUAGAAACUCAAAAGACUCCUCUGCCUUCUGACUGUGUUGCUGAGGCCAAUGCAAAGCAAGCUCAGAAAAAGACAGUUAAAGCAAAACGUGGACCAAGGAGAAAAACACAAGGAAGACCACCAAAUCGAAAAGUGACAGAUUAUUACCCAGUUAGAAGAAGUUCCAGGAAGAGUAAAUCUGAAUUGGAGACUGAGGAGAGGAGGAAAAUAAAUGAGCUAAUUACAAGUGGGAAAGAAGAAGGAAUGAAGAUUGAUUACAUCGAUGGCAAAGGAAGAGGAGUAAUUGCUACUAAACAGUUUAAUCGAGGAGAAUUUGUAGUUGAAUAUCAUGGGGAUCUCAUAGAGAUCACUGAUGCUAAAAAGAGAGAAGCUGUUUAUGCUCAAGAUCCAUCCACUGGCUGCUAUAUGUACUAUUUUCAGUACCUCAGCAAAACGUACUGUGUUGAUGCUACAAAAGAAACUAAUCGUCUGGGAAGACUGAUUAAUCACAGCAAAUGUGGCAAUUGUCAGACUAAGCUUCAUGACAUUGAUGGUGUGCCUCAUCUCAUACUGAUAGCUUCCAGAGACAUUAAAGCAGGUGAAGAACUGUUGUACGACUAUGGAGACAGAAGCAAAGCAUCCAUUGCAGCUCAUCCGUGGCUGAAACACUAAUUCUUCUUGCUUUGGGUUUUUUGGUUGUUGUGGACUGAGUGCUCUACAAGGAGUCAGUGGACAUUUAUUCCUCCCCUGUCCUCACUUCCCUCAGCUUUUAGUGGACGGCUUAUGGUGUUCUGAGCUCCUUAAAAACUACCUUUUUGCUUUGCAAUAUUUAAAUACUUACGACAGUUUCCCAGGCAGGCUUGAAUAAUUCAUCUUAGAUUGCCAAAAUUUUUAUAAGAGGAAACCCUCCCUAAAAUUUGAAUACUUCUGCUUAGUGACCAGUGCCAGUCGAGCAUGAAGUCAAAGGCUUGCACAGAAACUUCAUCAGUUGAGUUGUGCUUCUGCUUUUGCAAUGAAAUCUCAUGCUCUGCUCUGUGGGGUGAUGAACUUGGCAUUAUCUUUAUGACAGCAGAUGUACUUCUGUGCUCUGACUUUACAUCCGAUGGCUUGACUGCUUGUCAGACUGCUCUUUACAACCCAGGGCUAAUAGGCUUCUCUGAGAUGGAUGCCACUAUUGGUCUCAAAUACUUUGUGACAGGAAUCCAGUUUUUCCAGUGUCGUGUCUCAUGUUGGCAGUGAACUUCAAAUGCACUGGUGCUGAGGGGAAAGAGAUGGUCAGAUUGGCUGCUUUCUUCAGAGCAAUGACUCCAAGGCAGAUGAGGAUGCAUUUUGAUAAACUGGGGUGAUACUGAUUAGGACUGUGAAGACAGAAGUUCACAAUGCGAAUCAGUGUUUGACAUUACAUAUUUUCUAGAAUAUAAGAUGGUACCUUUUUAUAGUUGAUGGCUGAUUCUUGGAGGUGUCUCCCAGAGGAUUUUAAAGGAGUAUAAGAAAAG
Messenger RNA from Dryobates pubescens (Downy woodpecker), 2476 nucleotides. It is a transcript of the gene KMT5A, whose product is annotated as lysine methyltransferase 5A. Lineage: Eukaryota; Metazoa; Chordata; Aves; Piciformes; Picidae. Gene Ontology annotation, molecular function: histone H4K20 methyltransferase activity; protein binding. The record is from RefSeq and is a predicted model, not a curated record. The coding region runs from base 645 to 1652 and encodes 335 amino acids. The transcript has 8 exons.